This is a messenger RNA of Truncatella angustata, 843 nucleotides long. RefSeq names its product Cullin binding-domain-containing protein. Bases 1 to 843 code for a protein of 280 amino acids. The record is from RefSeq and is a predicted model, not a curated record. Gene Ontology annotation, biological process: protein neddylation; positive regulation of ubiquitin-protein transferase activity. The transcript is spliced from 5 exons. Gene Ontology annotation, cellular component: ubiquitin ligase complex. Gene Ontology annotation, molecular function: ubiquitin conjugating enzyme binding; cullin family protein binding; ubiquitin-like protein binding. NCBI's taxonomy places the organism in Eukaryota, Fungi, Ascomycota, Sordariomycetes, Amphisphaeriales, Sporocadaceae.
AUGCCACUGACAUCCGGCCAGAAGAACCUGGUCGACCAUUUCGUCGCCAGGACUGGGGCCGACAAGAAGAGGGCUGAGCGCAUUUCGGCCAAGGAUGACCCGGCUAAAUCAUUGUUGCUCUUCAAGUUACUCAAGACCUCUGGCUGGGACCUUGAAGCUGCUCUCAGAUCCCAUUACCCUCCCGGCUCUGGACCUUCCGAGACUGCUCUCAAGAGCCAGUUCGACUCGCUGCGAAAUGCUCAGGAGGACGCCCCAGAUACAAUCGGUGCCGAGAGCGCCAUGCAAUACCUCUCGCAGCUGGGCGUUGACUUCGAAGACGCCUCCAUGUUCGUCGCAUUACAGGUCCUCAAGGCAGAAGAUAUCGGCGACCUGAAAAAAGAGGGCUUCGUCAAGGGCUGGAAGGAAGCCGGCGUCGAUGCAAACAUCGCUGCCCAGAAGAACUACAUGACCAACCAGGUGCAAAGUCUGAGCCGUGACCCCAAGACUUUUAGGGAAGUCUACCGACACGCCUUUGUGCUGGGCAAAGAGGGCGAGGCCCGCGCCUUGACCCUGGAGAUGGCCACGACCUUCUGGCAGAUGCUCUUCAAGGCCCCCGGGCGUCCCUGGGUUGGCAAACAGACGGGUCUUAACUGGUUGGCCCAAUGGCUCGCGUUCCUCGAGGAGAAGUGGACUCGCACUGUGAGCAAGGAUAUGUGGAAUCAGACAUACGAGUUCGCCGUCAAGAGCGCCGACGACGAGUCCCUCUCGUUCUGGUCAGAGGAUGGCGCCUGGCCAGGUGUCAUCGAUUCGUUUGUGGCCUGGUACAAGGCGAAGCCCGCCGAGGCUAUGGAUGUCGACUCCUAG